Messenger RNA from Racocetra fulgida, 582 nucleotides. Lineage: Eukaryota; Fungi; Glomeromycota; Glomeromycetes; Diversisporales; Gigasporaceae. The record is from the annotation of a GenBank genome assembly.
GAGCAAUUGAACAAUAACAAUAAAAAUAAGACUUUUUAUCAAAAAAAUUUUCGCAAAAGUAUUCUUUAUAUGAUUUGUAAUCAUUUUUCAAAACAUCCAAUGAUUCCAGUAGAAGCUGAAUGGAAAAAAUUAUCAACUGAAAUAAUUAAGAACAACACUAAGCGUAUUACUAAUCUUUCACUUUGGAUUACACAUCAAAAACCAUAUCCUUUAUUGAAAAUUAAAGAUAAAUCCUCUUUUUCAGAUUUACCAAAAAAUGUUUAUCUUGCAGUUGAAACUCUUACUCCUGAAAUUUGUAAAUUAAUUAUAUGUAAUAGAAAAUCCAAUUAUCAGAAAACAUCAGAAUAUCAAACUCAAGAAGCGUCAAAAUAUCAAACUCAAGAGGUGUCAGAAUAUCAAACUCAAGAAGCGUCAGAAUAUCAAACUCAAGAAGCAUCAGAAUGUCAAACUCAAGAAGUGUCAGAAUAUCAAACUCAAGAAGCAUUGGAAUAUCAAAUUGAAGAAAUAUCAAAACGUCAUUUACAAGAACAUGAUGUUUCUAUUAAUCAAGACUUAAUUUUCGAAAAAUCUUUAAGAAAAUAA